AUGAAAUUCACAAAAAUACUUCUUCUGUCUUUGGAAUGCCUUAUCUCUGCCUGUGUUGUAAGAUGUUCUGAGAUAAAGCUGGUGAAAAAUGGUUAUGAUAAUGUUGUCAUCGCUAUUAACCCUGGGAUUCCAGAAAAUCUAACCCUCAUUACAAAAAUUCAGGAGAUGGUGACUUCAGCCUCGUCUUUCCUGUAUAAUGCCACCAAACAUCGAGCUUAUUUUCGAGAUGUGAAAAUUCUAUUGCCCAUUACUUGGACGCCACAACCAAGUUAUCAAAGACCAACCACCCAGUCCUACGAGAAGGCUAACGUGAUCAUUGCUGAAUCACAUGUUAAAUUUGGUGAUGAUCCGUACACCCACCAGUAUGGCAGAUGUGGUGAGAAGGGCCGAUAUAUUCACUUCACCCCCGGCUUCAUGCUGAACGACCAUAUGAUCCCUAUUUAUGGCCCACGAGGUAGAGUGCUUGUACAUGAGUGGGCCCAUCUUCAGUGGGGCGUGUUUGAUGAAUAUAAUGAUUUAGUGCCCUUUUAUUUCUCUGGUGAGGAAAUCCGAGCAACAGGGUGUUCAAAAGAGAUAAAAGGAGAGAUUACCUCAUGCUCAGUAAGCUCCUGCUCUUGUAACAUUGAUAGAAGCACCGGUCUCCCAAAUGGUGAUUGUUUGUUUUUCCCAGAUAAAACUCAAACAACAGCAGCUUCAAUAAUGUAUCUCCAAGGAUUGGAGGAUGUGGUUGAAUUCUGUGACAGUAAAAAUCACAAUGCUGAAGCACCAAAUAUGCAGAACAAAAUGUGCAAUUACAGGAGCACUUGGGAUGUGAUCAGUCAAUCAGAAGACUUCAAGAAUAACCCUCCAGCUGAUAUUACUUCCCUUGUGCCGACAUUCACUCUACUGCAUGCAAAGGAUCGAGUGCUGUGCUUAGUUCUUGAUGACUCUGGAAGCAUGCGUUCGGCAAACCGAAUUAACAGGCUCAGACAGGCAGCAUCGAUAUUCCUGCUGCAGAUCGUUGAAUUAGGAUCCCAGGUUGGCAUUGUUACCUUUGACAGCACUGCAAUUAUUAGAGCAAAUCUGAGACCAAUCGAAAAUGACAACGUACGAAAGGAGCUUCUACAGUUUCUGCCUACAACAGCAGAUGGUGGAACAAAUAUCUGUAGCGGGGUUCGGGCUGGUUUUCAGGUGCUCAGUCGGGAUGAUGGUGCUACAAAUGGUGAUGAAAUAGUUGUGCUGACUGAUGGGGAGGACUUUUCUAUAAGCAGAUGCUUUGAAGAAGUGAGACAAAGUGGAGCUAUUAUCCACACCAUUGCAUUAGGACCAAGUGCAGCCAAAGAACUGGAGCAACUAUCAUCUAUGACAGGUGGCUUGCAGUUUUUGGCCACUGAUAAUGUGGAUGAAAAUGGACUAAUUGAUGCUUUCACUGGAUUAGUCUCAGGAAAUGGCAACAUUAGCCAACAGUCGAUCCAGCUUGAAAGUUCUGGAAAGAGCAUUAACAGGAAUAGUUGGUUCAACGGCACAGUUUACAUUGAUAAAACCAUUGGGAAUGAUACUUUCUUUGUAAUCACAUGGCAGACUGCUGUACCAUCUAUCUUUGUAGAAGACCCUAGUGGAAAAAUUUAUAACAAUGCAAACUUUGAGAUAGACAAUACUUUACUUACAGGGCGGCUUGCCAUUCCUGGCACAGCACAGAUAGGAGCCUGGAACUAUGCGAUACAGAAUAAGGCAACCACAGUUCAGGAUAUAGCCAUCACAGUGACGUCCCGUGCAGCAGAUGAGAAAGUUCCUCCUGUUACUGUCAAUGGACACAUCAAUCAAGCUAAAUCAGAAUGGCCAAAGCCUCUGAUCAUUUUUGCAGAAGUCAGUCAUGGUUUUCUGCCAGUUAUUGAUGCAAAUGUAACAGCCACAGUGGAACGAGCAGAUGGCAAUUCUGUCGACGUUGUUCUUCUAGAUAAUGGCGCAGACCCUGAUGCUGUUAAAAAUGAUGGUAUUUAUUCUCGGUACUUUACUAAGUUUGCUGGAAGUGGACGAUACAGCCUUAAAAUAUCUGUUCAAGGAAAAAAUGGAAAAACAAAAUUAGCAGCCAGGUGGCAAGGCCGUGCCAUGUACAUACCAGGAUAUGUGCAAAAUGGCUUUAUUCAACAAAAUCCGCCAAGACCACCGUCUGUUGAUGAUGGCACUCAGCCAGACUUGGGAAGUUUCAAGAGAGUCAAGUCAGGUGGCACUUGUUUUGUAAGUCAGGUUCCUACAGGAACUCCCCCUGACAGGUUUCCACCUAAUAAAAUCAUGGAUCUUAUAGCAACAGUAGUUGAAGAUAAAAUACAACUGAACUGGACAGCACCAGGCGAUGAUUUUGAUCAAGGAAAUGCUUCCUACUACGAAAUACGGAUGAGUAAAAACUUUACACAGCUGAAAGAUUAUUUUCAAUCUGCUCAUCAGGUCAACACCACUGGGUUGAAUCCAAAGACUGCAAAUUCAGAGGAAUCAGUUAUGAUCUCUGAGAAUAUUGAACUGAAAAAUGGGACAGUAAUCUACUUUGGAGUUGUUGCAUAUGAUAAAGUAAACCAAACUUCAGAGUUGUCAAAUAUAGCACUGGCUGCCUUGCUUUUGCCUCCUCCAAUUCCAUCUACUCCGUCUACCUCACCAAACCAGUCGCAGCCACUGACAACAUCUCGUUCAUCUAGCGCGACAACAUCUCGUUCAUCUAGCGCAACCACAUCAAUGAGACCACCUAGCUCACCUUCCCAACCUAAUGAAUCGCCGGUGAUUAACAUUACGGCAAUUGUUCUAUUAGUUGGUUGUGUUGUAGUUAUUGUGACUCUGAUCAUUGCCAUAACUGUGUGCAUUGUGGCUACCAGACGUCGUCAGCAAGUAUCACCUAGAUAG
Molecule: messenger RNA, 2871 nt
Organism: Pristis pectinata (smalltooth sawfish)
Lineage: Eukaryota; Metazoa; Chordata; Chondrichthyes; Rhinopristiformes; Pristidae
Product: calcium-activated chloride channel regulator 1-like
Exons: 14
Coding region: 1-2871 (956 amino acids)
Biological process (GO): chloride transport
Molecular function (GO): intracellularly calcium-gated chloride channel activity
Source: RefSeq, a predicted model, not a curated record